GAACUGGGGUUGGUCCAACGUGAAUUGUCUCCCACCGUCCCCCGCAUUCCUCGUCCCAUGACUCCAGACUCCCGAGAAUUCCCACCUCCUUUUCCCUGUGUUAUUACUCCAGCUGGGGAGUUGCCCAGGGAAAUUUUUGACCCUAAAAUAUCCAUUCAAAAUGAUGCUGCAGGGCCUCAUGGGAAUUGUAGUUCGGGUACCUCAUGUUCCCAUUCUCCUCUACAGCCUGGGCAUCUGGCCAGACUAUGUCUCCCACAAUACAUCACUUUCUCCCCUCUUGGUGGGGGGCAUGUGUCAAAGCUGCGGUGCAUUGUGGGAGAUGUAGUGCAGUCAGAGAGCCAGGCCGAGAGAUGAGAAGCAUGAGGCACCUGGAACGGAAGCAGGAGGCUCCAUGGCACCAAUAUUUCAUUUUUGGAGGGGACAAAAUAUCAGCAUCAGCCAUGGGGGAUCCAGGCAGCCAACCCCCAGCCCUGCGCCCCGGUCUCUCCGAAAGCAGAGAGGCCAGGAGCUUGGGGAGUGGCAGGCGAUGAGAACAGAUAGAGAGGCUGGCGAUGAGGGACGCCCUUGGACCCCACCUUCGUGGUGCGGCGCUCCGUCUCCAACGUCAUCUGCUCCGUGGUCUUCGGGGCUCUGUUCAGCUACGAGGAUGAGGAGUUCCGACGCUGCUCAGCCUGAUCCAGGUGAACCUCCGGCGCAUGGACACCGUCUGGGUGCAGCUUUACAAUCUCUUCCCCGCUGUCAUGGACCAUCUGCCCGGCCCUCACAACCGACUCUUCGAGAACUUUGAAGAGCAGAAGCGCUACGUGGCCAGGGUCGUCCGGAAGCACAGAGAGACCCUGGACCCAUCCGCCCCAUGGGACUACACCGCCUUCCUCAUCCGGAUGCAGCAGGAGGAAAAUGAUCCGGACACCAAAUUCCACCACGAAAAUUUUGAUCCUCUCGGCACUGGAUUUAUUUUUUGUGGGCAUGGAAACGACCAGCACCAUGCUGAGAUAAGGGCUGUUGAUUCUGCUGAAGUACCCUCACGUCACAGAGAGAAUUCAGGAGGAGAUCAAGCGAGUGAUCGGCCAGGACCGCACCUCCUGCAUGGAGGACAGGUCCAAGAUGCCCUACACAGACACUGUGAUCCACGAGAUUCAGCGGUUCGUCGAUAUCGUUCCUCUGGGCAUUCCCCACUCAGUGACACAGAACACCCAGUUCAGGGGAUACACCAUCCCUCAGAGCACGGCCAUGUUUCCCGUCUUGCAUUCUGUCCUGCAUGGCCCCACGCAGUUCGACGACCCGGAGACCUUCGAUCCCGGGCAUUUCCUGGACGAGGCGGGUGGAUUUCAGAAGAACACGGCAUUCAUGGCCUUCUCUGCAGGGAAGCGGGCAUGUCCUGGCGAGGGCCUGGCCCGCAUGGAGCUCUUCCUCUUCUUCACCUCCAUCCUGCAGAGCUUUGCCCUCAGCUCGCCCGCCCGCCCGCAUCAUGCCGGAGUACCACGGCUUCGGCAAGGUGCCACGUGGGUAUCAGCUGCAGCUCAUCUCCUGGUAAACACCAGCAGCCAUGCCGCGGUUGCCAGGCCUGGUUCCCCGUCGGCCUGCACCUUACACAGCGCGUUACACUGGUGCAAAACACUCCCAGGGAGAGGCAGGAGCAUUGUGCACAUGAGAAAACCAGGAGCAUGGCUGUGGAGGAUCAUGCGUGGGUGUGUGAGCCCUGUUCUGUGUGUAUGUGUGUGUGUGUGUGUGUGUGUCCCUGCCCUGGGGGCCGAGCCCCGCAUAUGUGUGUGUGUGUCUGUGUGUGCGUGUGCUGCCCCCUGCUGGAAAGCCUGAGCCCUGCUCUGUGUGUGUGUGUGUGUAUCCCAGCGGGGGAGGUGGCUGAGCCCUGCGUCCGUGUGUUUGUGUCUGUCUGUGUGUGUGUAUGUGCAAGGCGCACUAGAUACAGUCGCCAUGUCUGUGGUCUGGCUGAAGCCGACUCCCCUUCGGCAAGAGAAGCAGUUGAAAUACAAUCCAGUUUCACUGUGGUCUGAAUGUCUUUUUCGUCUUGUCCCUUGAGGGAGGAAGGAGGCCGGGGGCAGACGAAAGCUAGAACGGGCAAGAGCUGAGGAGAGGAGCAAAGACUUCUGGGAUGUUGCGCCAUACCCCAAGGGGGGACCUGCCCCCUGAGAAUCCAUCCCAGGGUUUGCAAACAACUCACUGCAGCAAGGGGCAGGACUUUGCCCCCCCAGUCCCAAAGGCCAGAACCACCUCUGGGCCAGGGCACCGCUGAGGUCCCACUAGCUGUGACUCCCCCACAAUACAGACUCAGUCGGUUAGUGGGCCAGGGUGGAGCCGGCAGUGGGCUGGAACUCAGGAGAGCUGGACUCUGUUCCAGUCUUGGGCAGGUUACUGCCUCUCGUUGUGCCUCAGUUUCCCCCAUACCCACAAGCACCCUUUGUGUGGCUAGGUCGUGAGCUCUACGGGUGUGUAGAACAUCAAGCAAAGUGGGGAUCCUGAUCUCCGCCAGGGCGCCCCAGGCACUGCUGGUGGGGAAAUAAUAAUUACGUACCCGCCGGGUAGGAAGCCAGAGGCCUGGCUCAGGUAGGGUGAAGUCCAACUCCCUGGGAGUGGGGACGGAGGAACCUGAAACCCUGCUACCUGCCCAGCACAUAGCAGAAACUGGCCCCAUUGACCCCAAUGCAGCCAUGGCCCAUUGACACCAGCUGGGGGCUGGCCCCAUUGACCCCAGGAAUGUUUCUUGUUUCGAAUGAGAGGGGUCUCUACACACUCGUCAAUAGGACGCUCUGUGCACACGUCUGCAUCCCAUUGACACAGCCGAGAGCCAAGCGGGCGUCUCCCCCGUGCUGGGAGAGGGACCAGCCACUGCGUCCCCAGGGGGGUUACACUCCCUGGGCCUACGUCCCCUCUAAGCUGCAGCCGCACGGCAGCCUGUUAGCUCUGCACAGGCGCUCGGGGCUGCAGUGCUGAGAGAUGCCUCCCCCUAGCCCUGCCACGGCGGGGAGAGGGGCCCCUCCCCAGCCCAGCCCCACCCUGCCCU
Molecule: messenger RNA, 3019 nt
Organism: Dermochelys coriacea (leatherback sea turtle)
Lineage: Eukaryota; Metazoa; Chordata; Testudines; Dermochelyidae
Exons: 7
Coding region: 696-2012 (438 amino acids)
Molecular function (GO): iron ion binding; monooxygenase activity; oxidoreductase activity, acting on paired donors, with incorporation or reduction of molecular oxygen
Source: RefSeq, a predicted model, not a curated record